AUGGCUACAGAGAAGAAGCAAAGAAAAACGGAAGACGAAAACCGCGAAUUUAAAGUUGAAUGGACCGAGGCGUUCGCCUUUACUCAAAACUUAAAUGGCCUUCCGACCUGUCUUAUUUGUCAGGAAACGCUGGCGCAUAACAAGAAAUCCAACGUGGAGAGACACUUCACAACCAAACACGUGUCAUUUAGUGUUAACUAUCCUGUCGGCGAGGCAAGGAAGAAGGCAGUUGAGGAACUUCGGAAGAGUCAGGAAAAACCACCCUCUGUAUUUAGUUACAGGAUGCAAUCUUCCAACAAUGUUAAUAUUGCAAGUUUUGUGGUUAGUCAAGAGAUUGCCAAGAGAGGAAAACCCUAUACAGACGGCGAAUACAUCAAAAGUUGUUUUAUAAAGGCCUCGGAAGAGCUAUUUCGGGAUUUUAAGAACAAAGCAGAUAUUCUGAGAAAAAUCAAAGAGUUACCACUGUCUGCAAAAACAGUGAAAGACAGAACAGUCAAAAUGUCUUCAAAUAUAACCGACCAGCAAGUCGAAGAUCUUAAACUGGCGUCAGCUUUAUCCAUAGCGGUGGACAAGUCUUGUCACAUCAAUGAUACAGCGCAAGUGUCCCUUUUUGUACGAUUUAUCUCACCCACCGGUCCCAAAGAAGAACUUUUAGGAUUAUUGCCGCUCAAAGGCCAAACACGUGGAGAGGAUAUAGCGAAUGCUGUCAUUGAGUGCAUUGAAAAGCAUCACAUUCCCAUCGAUAAAAUUGUCUCGGUUUCAACAGACGGGGCGGAAAGUAUGACCGGCGUAAGAAACGGGUUUGUUGCCAUUUUGAAAGAAAAAAUCAGUCACGAGAUACUUACUUACCAUUGCAUCCUUCACCAAGAAGCGCUUUGUGUGCAGACAUUUCCAGAAGAAAUUUGCAAAGUUAUGGAACUGGUGAUUAACAUUAUCAAGUCCAUUAUAACGAAAGCUCUUCACCACCGCCAAUUUCAAGAAUUUUUAUUUGAAAUGGAGAGUGAGUACGCAGAUCUGCUACUGCAUAACAGGGUUCGCUGGUUAUCAAGGGGAAACGUUUUGAAACAUUUUGCUUUCUUAUUAACAGAAGUUAAAGCAUUUCUCCUGGAGAAGGGUGUUCACUACCCAGAACUAUCGGACGAUCAGUGGAUCCAAAAAUUUUAUUUCAUGGUCGACGUUAUGUCUCAUCUAAAUCAGCUUAAUCGUAAUCUACAGGGGAAAGGAAACACAAUCUUUUCGAUGUUGGAAGAAGUGAUUUCUUUCGAAAACAAAUUAUCUCUUUUUGCUCAAGAUUUUGAAAGAGAAACUUUGAUUCACUUUCCAAGCCUGCUGAAACAUCGCCAAGAAAGUAAUUCCGACAUUGACAUUUGCUAUUUCAAAACAACACUUUUAAAUAUGAGAGAAGCUUUUCUCCACAGGUUUCAGGAAUUCAGAGACAGCAAAGCGACGUUAGCCUUUGUGAAAAAACCUCUUGAUGCUUCUGUCACAGAAUUAAAUUUUUCUCCCUUUAAUAUCGACAUUGGCGACUUUGAGAUGCAGUUGCUGGAUUUAAAAAACAAAGAAUUGUGGAGCUCGAAAUUUGUACGUCUUUGUGCUGAUAUGGAAAUAUUGGAGAAAAACAAAUGUGAACUCAGUGCACGGCACAGGUGGUCUGCUCUGAAAGACCUGGAGAAGGAAGACAUGCUGAUUUUUAACACCUGGAACAGUAUUCCUGACUCAUACCAUCAACUGAAAAAACUAGCGUUUGCUGUUCUGUCCUUAUUCGGGUCUACCUAUUUGUGCGAACAAUCAUUUUCAAGCAUGAACCUUAUCAAGAGUAGAUUGAGAAAUCGUCUCAUUGAUGAGAACCUGGAAUCGUACCUAAAAUUAAAAACAACAACGUACAAACCUGACUUGCCCAAACUUUCCAAGGAGAUGCAAGGCCAUUGUUCACAUUAG
Pipistrellus nathusii (Nathusius's pipistrelle) is the source of this 1938-nucleotide messenger RNA. The record is from the annotation of a GenBank genome assembly. NCBI's taxonomy places the organism in Eukaryota, Metazoa, Chordata, Mammalia, Chiroptera, Vespertilionidae.